Messenger RNA from Corylus avellana, 171 nucleotides. NCBI's taxonomy places the organism in Eukaryota, Viridiplantae, Streptophyta, Magnoliopsida, Fagales, Betulaceae. The record is from the annotation of a RefSeq genome assembly.
AUUUAUUUCUUAUUGUACAAAAAACUUUUUGAAUUCCCUGUAGAAAGAGAUUUCGCUAACGAAAAAGCUUUCAAUGCUACCCAAUACCCCUCCAUUUUCCAAAUAUUUUUACGAAUUCGUUUUUUUGAUAUAGAAGUGCGUUUUUUUGGAACUGCCAUUAAAAAAUUAUGA